Haemonchus placei is the source of this 939-nucleotide messenger RNA. The record is from the annotation of a GenBank genome assembly. Lineage: Eukaryota; Metazoa; Nematoda; Chromadorea; Rhabditida; Trichostrongylidae.
AUGAUGGAACAAGCUGGUGAAAUGAAUUUCUAUCAACGUACGAAAAGUUUGAUAGGACAUGGCCUCAUCAAAUUCUUCUGGAGAAGACUCAUCGCCGACCCUGAAACGGCACUGUUCCGUGAGAUGAUUAGUGCUGACUUCCCAGACCUGCUCGACUUGGCAUCAAAAUGUCCAUUGAUCAUGGCGAAUACCAAUGAUUUCUACGAAAUACCUCGACCAACGCUAGCCAAAGUAGUGAACAUUGGUGGUGUAGGAAUGACAACACGAGAUGUGAAGCCGCUGCCCAAGGACAUAGAGAAAAUUAUGCAAAAAGGAAACGGAGUUGUGCUAUUCUCGUUUGGAUCAGUUGCUGCAGCUCAUCAAAUGCCCCAGGAGUGGAAAGUGAUUUUCAUGGAGGCCUUCAAGAAGCUUCCUAAUUAUCAAUUUUUGGUUAGAUAUGAAAAGGAUGACCUGAACGGUAAUUUCUUCAGCUCGAUACUCUUUGCCGUGAUGGUUUUUGAAGUAAGAAUCCUCUGCAUAUCCUUUAUUUUAGACAUGCUCCCCGAGAACGUACACUUAUUCCAAUGGCUUCCCCAGUCAGACAUUCUUCAACACCCCAAAACCAAGGCAUUCAUCACUCACGGUGGUUACAAUAGUGUCCAAGUAAGUGUUUUACAACAACAUUGGGUUUUCGGAUUGAAAAGGAGCAAUAACGGUGUAAUAGGAACUAUACUCCCAUCAAAUUACUUGAGAAUAAAUUUCUUAGAAAAGAACCAGGAAUAUUGUGGUGCGUGGCACUAUAGUGAUCCUUUUGGUCCCGUUCCGAACCACUCAUUUUCACUCCGACUAAUGCUUUCUUUCGGUUCUACCCUCCCACAACAAAAGAAACGUUGCGUCGGCCAUCAAUCAAGAACAAUAGUAUACGGCUCCAAUCUUUCCCAUUUAAAGGGCUCCCAGUAG